CUAAAAUCCCCCCUCUCAGAUUCUCUCCCUCCUCUCGAUCUCUCUCUCUGUCCCUCAGGUUCGGCCGCCGACGGCUCUUAUCCGAUUCCGACGACAGCCGACGACAGCGUCGGCUCCCCUCCCAUCCAUCCCCGACGAAGAUCACUAUUUGCAAUGGGGAAGAAGAAGACAGAGGAUGCUGGUGGAGCUACAAAGGGUGGUAAGGCUGGAAGCUCUAAAGAUGGAAAAAAACUCUCUGUAUCUGCCAUGCUGGCUAACAUGGACCAGAGACCCGAAAAGCCUAAGGGAUCUUCCACAAGUACAAAGGCUAAAAAAGCUCCCAAACCUACUUCUUAUACUGAUGAUAUUGAUCUUCCUCCCUCUGAUGAAGAUGAAGAUGAGUACGUUUCAGGAGAUGAGAUACAACAAGAUGACGCACAAAAGAAAAGGCCCGAUUCCAAACUAAUCGAAGCAUCAAUUACUGACAAAGAGUUGAAAAAACGGGAGAAGAAGGACCUUCUUGCUGCCUACGCUGUUGAGCAGGCAAGAAAAGAAGCUCUUAGAGAUGACCAUGAUGCUUUCACUGUUGUCAUUGGAAGUCGGGCUUCGGUUCUCGAUGGAGAAAAUGACCUUGAUGCUAAUGUCAAGGACAUAACAAUUGAAAAUUUUUCUGUUUCUGCCCGAGGAAAGGAACUCUUGAAGAAUGCAUCAGUGAAAAUAUCUCACGGAAAGAGGUAUGGUUUGGUGGGACCAAAUGGUAUGGGCAAAUCUACUCUAUUGAAGCUUAUUGCUUGGAGGAAAAUUCCGGUGCCAAAAAACAUUGAUGUUCUCCUAGUCGAGCAGGAAGUUAUUGGUGAUGAAAAAACUGCAUUGGAAGCUGUUGUUUCAGCCAAUGUUGAACUUGUCACCCUCCGAAAAGAGGUUGAAGCAUUGCAAAACUUAUCUUCAGGUACAGGGAAUGAUGCAAGCAACGAAAAUGAUGAAGCUGAUGAUGUAGGGGAGAAGCUUAGUGAAAUGUAUGAGAUGUUACAGAUAAUGGGGUCAGAUGCGGCUGAAGCUCAAGCAUCAAAAAUUCUUGCUGGGCUAGGAUUCACAAAGGAUAUGCAAGGUCGUCCUACACGAUCGUUUAGUGGUGGUUGGAGAAUGAGAAUUUCAUUAGCUAGGGCACUGUUUGUGCAGCCUACUCUUUUGUUACUUGACGAACCCACUAAUCAUCUUGACCUGAGAGCUGUUUUAUGGUUGGAAGAGUACCUGUGUAGGUGGAAGAAAACUUUGGUGGUUGUUUCUCAUGAUCGAGAUUUCCUUAACACAGUUUGCACGGAAAUUAUUCAUCUACAUGACCUUAAGCUCCACUUUUAUCGUGGAAAUUUUGAUGAUUUUGAAACUGGGUAUGAGCAACGGCGCAAAGAGAUGAACAAGAAAUUUGAGAUUUAUGACAAACAGAUGAGAGCUGCAAAAAGGAGUGGUAAUCGUGCUCAGCUGGACAAGGUCAAGGAUCGAGCAAAGUUUGCCGCAGCUAAGGAGGCAUCGAAAAGUAAAGGCAAGGGCAAAGUUAAGGUUGAUGAAGAUGAUGCUCCUACUGAGGCCCCACAGAAGUGGCGAGAUUAUAGUGUGGAGUUCCACUUUCCUGAACCUACUGAGCUUACUCCUCCACUCUUGCAACUUAUCGACGUCAGCUUUAGUUAUCCAAACCGGAAAGAUUUUAGGCUGUCGGAUGUUGAUGUUGGUAUUGACAUGGGGACCCGUGUUGCUAUUGUGGGGCCCAAUGGAGCUGGAAAAUCUACAUUGCUCAACCUCCUUGCUGGUGAUUUGGUUCCGAGUGAGGGUGAAGUACGUAGGAGUCAAAAGUUAAGGAUUGGAAGGUAUUCUCAGCAUUUUGUAGACCUCUUGACAAUGGAUGAAACACCAGUCCAGUACCUUCUCCGUCUCCAUCCAGACCAAGAGGGUCUUAGCAAGCAGGAAGCCGUUCGUGCAAAGCUGGGAAAGUUUGGACUUCCUAGCCAUAACCAUCUUACUCCUAUUGCAAAGUUAUCUGGGGGACAGAAAUCCCGUGUUGUCUUCACAUCAAUAUCCAUGUCAAAACCUCACAUUUUGCUGUUGGAUGAACCCACGAAUCACUUGGAUAUGCAGAGUAUUGAUGCUCUAGCUGACGCACUUGAUGAAUUUACUGGUGGAGUUGUGCUGGUCAGUCAUGAUUCUAGGCUGAUAUCACGUGUGUGCGAGGACGAAGAGAAGAGUGAAAUUUGGGUGGUCGAAGAUGGUACUGUACGGAACUUUCCAGGCACGUUUGAGGAAUACAAGGAAGAUCUACAGAGAGAAAUUAAAGCUGAGGUCGAUGAUUGAUGAUGUAAAGGUGAAAAUAUUUGUUAUUUGCUUUGUCUACAUGUUGAAAUUUUGCAGGGGUAUGCUUUCUCUCGAUACAGAGAAUAAACAUGGUCUUUGUCCUACUCUCUUACAUAUACGUCUUUCAUUAUUUAUAUGAGUGUAUGAUUAGUUUGUUUCCGGAACUAAUAAAGUAUAAAUUUUUCAUUUAA
Molecule: messenger RNA, 2513 nt
Organism: Cannabis sativa
Lineage: Eukaryota; Viridiplantae; Streptophyta; Magnoliopsida; Rosales; Cannabaceae
Product: ABC transporter F family member 4
Exons: 2
Coding region: 154-2322 (722 amino acids)
Molecular function (GO): ATP binding; ATP hydrolysis activity
Source: RefSeq, a predicted model, not a curated record